GAGGUCUCGGUGAGUCGCCGUAAGCAGACUCGGAGCGGGGGCGGCCGAGUCACCGAGUCGACUCACUGUCAUCGGGCUAACCACACAGUGGCCGCAGGUUCAGGGAGGCUGCGAUCCUCUCCUCUGACCUCUCCCUCACUCCACUCUCCGCCUCUCCCUCUCUCCCCUUCCCUCUCUCCCCCUUCUUUGUCUCCUUGAAUGUUCCCUCCAUUGCGUUGGGCGUGGCAGUUCCGCUGGCGUAAAUGAACAACACCAUUAGAUCAGCUGUAGCGAGCUCGCGGGGACCCUGCGCCCAUCUCAGGGCUGCGUUCUUCCACUCCACCCCCGUCCUCGAACGUAAACGGCGCAACCACUGGGAAUCCAGAUCAAACUACAAUACGAGAAGGUUUCGGAAGAUGCAAUCGAAGCAAUCCUUAUUGCGUAAUGUCAAUGCCUAUGCGGACUUUCUAUUUAAGAGGUGGGAAGAGGAGGCUGAUGAGGAUGACCCGUUCUCCAGCAGAAGCUCAUGGUUUGGAAAUCAUUUUAAUAAGGGUUCACAAAGGCAGAGGAAGGGCAAACGGAGCAAUCAACGCUGGGGUGGAAAAGAUUUCCAGUUCUGUGAGGAAGAGAUUGAUGUUGAGACGAUCUUUAGGUCUGCCUUUGGUGGGACACGGUGCUUUUACUGGUCAUUUGUAGAAGACGAGAAUCCCCAUUCUCAUUGGAGAAGCUGGACAAGGCAGUCCAACGACCAUCGAGGAUACAGGUAUUGGAGAGACUGCAGUGAUGACGAAUACGAGUUCUCCCCUGAGUCUGACAGUUCGGAGUUGCAAUUGGCUUCAGAUAGAGUGGCCCUCGGGCUGAGCACUUCGGGCCCUCUUAAACUCGAAGAUGUCAAGAAUGCAUAUCGAGCUUGUGCCUUAAAAUGGCACCCUGAUCGCCACCAGGGCUCUUCAAAGGCCGUUGCAGAGGAGAAGUUCAAGCUCUGCAGUGCAGCAUACCAGUCUUUAUGCGACAAACUUGCCGUAGAAUGACGUGAUUCAGAUACAUAAUUUCUUAGACAAAGUUUUGGGCCCGGAAACUUUUUUGCCAAUGUGAGGCGCUCGGAAAUGCUAGCUGGAGUAGCAUACUCUGCACAUGGUUGGUUUAUUGCAUCACUGACUCGAGGGAAAACGUGCUCGAGCUGCUUCCAAACUGAGCAAGUAUUCCGCAGAAACUAGCCAAAGAAGAUCUGCAGCAGCUCUCGUAGCUUGUAUUUGGUUUUUGAGGAAUACCAGAAUAAGUCAUCCGUAUGUCCUGGGAGAUUCUGAAUCUUUCAGAACCUGAUAAAAAUAGUUGGUGACUAUAUUUAUACGGAUUAAUUAUCUUGUAGUUUUUUUUUUGCUCACCUAAUUAUGCUUUUCAUGUAUCUGAUUACAUAAUUUAUUUUAAAUAACAUGAAGCACAGUAUAUUACUCCGUUACUUCUA
This is a messenger RNA of Punica granatum (pomegranate), 1444 nucleotides long. The record is from RefSeq and is a predicted model, not a curated record. NCBI's taxonomy places the organism in Eukaryota, Viridiplantae, Streptophyta, Magnoliopsida, Myrtales, Lythraceae.